Urocitellus parryii (Arctic ground squirrel) is the source of this 891-nucleotide messenger RNA. RefSeq names its product B and T lymphocyte associated (gene Btla). Lineage: Eukaryota; Metazoa; Chordata; Mammalia; Rodentia; Sciuridae. Gene Ontology annotation, molecular function: signaling receptor activity. Gene Ontology annotation, cellular component: plasma membrane. Gene Ontology annotation, biological process: immune response-regulating cell surface receptor signaling pathway. The record is from RefSeq and is a predicted model, not a curated record.
AUGAAGACGUCGACAGCCAUGUGUAGAAUUGGGAAAUUAUUUGGGAUCCUUUUCCUAAUCCCACAUCUGGGCUUCUGGAGCAUCCAUGGGGAGGAGUCAUGUAAAGAACAACUUUCCGUGAAGAGACAUUCAGCAUACCAUGCCCCGGCAGGAAGUUCCUUUAAAUUGGAAUGCCCUGUCAAAUACUGUGCUAAGAGACCCAAUAUAACUUGGUGCAAAUUCAAUGGAACACAGUGUUUGCAACUUGGAGAUAGACUUCAGCCACACACAAGUUGGGAAGAAAGGCAGAAUAUUUCAGUAUUUUUUCUACAUUUUGAACCAGUGCUUCCUAGCGACAAUGGCUCAUAUAGCUGUCUUGCGUAUUUUCCGUCUUUUGUCUCUCCAAGUCAUUCAAUAAUCCUUUAUGUGACAGAUGCAUCAACUGCCUCAGGACCACCCUCAAAGGAAGAGGUGGCAGACAAGCUGUGGCUCCUCUACAGUCUGCUUCCUGUGGGAGGAUUGUUUCUCUUCAUCAUUGCCUGUUUCUGCUUGUUCUGCUACCUAAAAAGGCAUCAAGGGAAACAAAAGAAGUCUUCUGAUAUGGAAGGAAGGGAAAUUAACCUGGUGGAUGUCUCUCAGCCCUUGAGGAGUGAACAAGCUGAAGUGAGCAUCAGACAAAAUUCCCAAACUUUGCCUUCCCAAACUGAAAUUUAUGAUAAUGACUCCUUGUUCAGGAUAAGAGAAGGCUCUGAAGUUUAUUCUAACCCAUCCCUGGACGAAAACAAACAGGGAAUCGUUUAUGCUUCCCUGAAUCAUUCUAUCAUUGGUAUGAACCUAAGACAAGCAAGACCAGUGCAAGAAGCACCAACAGAAUAUGCUUCAGUAUGUGUGCGGAGUCAAAGCCGGUCCUGA